This is a messenger RNA of Hemibagrus wyckioides, 5793 nucleotides long. It is a transcript of the gene mtf1, whose product is annotated as metal-regulatory transcription factor 1. NCBI's taxonomy places the organism in Eukaryota, Metazoa, Chordata, Actinopteri, Siluriformes, Bagridae. Gene Ontology annotation, molecular function: DNA-binding transcription activator activity, RNA polymerase II-specific; RNA polymerase II cis-regulatory region sequence-specific DNA binding. Gene Ontology annotation, biological process: central nervous system development; positive regulation of transcription by RNA polymerase II. The transcript has 11 exons. Gene Ontology annotation, cellular component: nucleus. Bases 211 to 2475 code for a protein of 754 amino acids. The record is from RefSeq and is a predicted model, not a curated record.
GCUGAGUGGUGAGGAGGCAGAGCGCUAAACAUUCACUUCCCAGGAUGCUUCGGGAUGAGGAACUGGAAUUUGACGUUGUUCAAUCAUGGUGGGGAGGGGAAGAGAAGAAAGUGCCAGUAAACACAAUUAUACAAGCAUUUGGCGUCUAUUUGAAACAGGCAACCUACGCACUUGGACCGGUGUAUAGGGCCAAGCAGCUUUGUCGGGAUCAUGGGCGAGAAUGGCCCUCAAACUGAGACAGACAUGUUCUUUGAAGAGGACGAGGACGAUGUCGACAAACUGGGCAGAGAGGACUAUGAUGAGUGCAAAAUGGCUGAUUCCGACAAAGAGGACAUGCUGAUUGCCAAGCCUUCAUCAUCUUCGGCAAGGGUGUACGAUCGCACCACUGUACUUAUCGAACAGGACCCUAUACAUCUGGAUGAGGAAGGGGAAGAGGAUGGCCACUGUGGCCAAGACGACGAUAGUGUGGCGUUUUUGGCCAAUGGUGAUGGAGAUGAGGAGGGGACGCUGGCCUUCAUGGCUGACCCAGACAGCAUGGCGCAGGGCUAUGUCCACCACACCAUCUCAGCCGAUCAGAUCCAGUUCAUUAUCAAUCCUGGGUCCACUCCCAUGCCCCGCAACAUUGAAGGAGCCACUCUGACGCUGCACUCUGAGUGCCCAGAGACCAAGCAGAGAGAGGUAAAGAGGUACCAGUGCACUUUUGAGGGCUGUACACGCACCUACAGCACAGCGGGAAACCUGCGCACACAUCAGAAAACACACCGUGGUGAAUACACCUUUGUUUGUAACCAGCAGGGCUGUGGUAAAGCCUUCCUGACCUCCUACAGCCUAAAGAUCCAUGUUCGAGUGCAUACUAAAGAAAAACCUUUUGAGUGUGAUGUACAAGGUUGUGAAAAAGCCUUCAACACGCUAUACAGGCUGAAAGCACACCAGCGGCUUCACACAGGAAAAACAUUUAACUGUGAAUCAGAAGGAUGCACGAAGUACUUUACCACUCUCAGUGACCUGAGAAAGCACAUUCGUACUCACACAGGAGAGAAGCCGUUUCGGUGUGACCAUGAUGGAUGUGGUAAAGCUUUUGCUGCUAGUCACCACCUGAAAACACAUGUGCGGACACACACUGGAGAGAAGCCUUUUUUCUGCCCUAGUGAUGGCUGUGAGAAGACGUUUAGUUCACAGUACAGUCUGAAGAGUCACAUUCGGGGCCAUGAUAAAGGCCCUACAUACCCAAUUAGCCUCAGCCAUCCUCUGUCAGAGGAUGGAAAUCAUUCUCUGUGCCUCAGUGAUUUGAGCCUCCUUUCCACAGAGUCUGAGUUUCGAGAAAGUUUCAACAAUUCUCAGAACUUGGAUCUGAAUAAUAUCACUCCUGUGAAGAUAUUCGAGUUGAUGUUACAGAGCCCUGAAAACAAUGCUAGUCAAGAUGACCCUCAUUCAUCAGACAACCUAGUGGAGGCUUUUGGUUUAGAGACUCCACCACCGGCUGCAGUGGCUGAUUCAUCCACUCUCCUACCCUUCUCUCAGAUGCCUUCAUCCUCCUCUUCUUCUAGCUCUCUUACCACUCCUGUUCCAGAGAACUCCACACAGCCUGGGUCCACCUCUUGUCAGGCAUCAUCCACCAACAGCUCCACACAUACAUCUCCACAGUCUACCACUUUCCCCUCUUUCCUCCAUACCUCACUACAAACACCAGAAGUGCCCACUCAAGCUGCGCCUGCUGCCAACCAACACUACAGCCCAGCGGUGCCCACGGCACCUUCCAGCUCCUUACCAGUCUCUGUCUCGACAGUGGCCAGCGUCUCAAGUCCUACAUCAGCCAUCAGCACAGGAGCAGCUGCAGUAGUAACGCACACAGUGCCUUUAGCAGGCAGUGCCAGUCUGGCGCCCACACCCACCAUCACCAUCGCACCCACGCAAAGCCUCCUGCAGCCCAGCCUUGUCAUGUCUGACCAGAAUCUGCAGUGGAUUCUCAGCAGUGCUGCCAAUGCACAGCACAAUCCUGAACAGCAGGGUCCAAAAGUGGAAAAGGUCUUCUUCACAACAGCCAUACCUGUAGGAGGACAUUCAGGGAACCCUGUGCAGCAGAUUGGCCUUAGUCUCCCCGUCAUCAUCAUUAAGCAGGAGGAGGCAUGCCAGUGUCAAUGUGCCUGCAGAGAUUCAGCUAAAGAAAGGAGCUCCAGUCAGAACACUUCCUCCUCACAGCAGGAGCCUAAAGACAUUUCUCCACCACCUCCAACACCUUCAGCUACACAUGCUGUUCCAGAGUGCUGUUCCACCAAGGUGAGCGCUCCGCUUUCAUCUGGCUCCACUCAGACUUUCCACAGUGAGGCGCUGGUAUCCAGCGCUCCCUCAGACAGCCUGGCCAGUGUGGAUGUAGUGGACCUGCUUAGCCCUGAAACCACCGCCAACAUCGAGGCACUGCUGAUGGUCACUGAUGAGUUCUCCAUGGGUGAGGGCAACAGCAACACCACCAGCUAGGGGAAGUUGAGGGUCAAACCCCCUCAGCCUUUUCUUUGCGUUUAUUUCUUUCAAUGGGCACCAUUAUUUCUAACAGUAUGCAGUUUCAGUCUGAUCCAUAUGGGUAUCUUGUGUAAACUGGGGUCAUGUGUGUCAGACUUCUCAGUGUAAGAAGGAUGAUCUAUGAUCAGCUUUGUUCUUUCCUGUUCUAUAAAACAUGAUCUUCCGGACAUGGGCUGCUUAAUACGUGAAACUUUAGCUAGUAUUUUACUCACAAUGCACUCUGAUUAUUUCAGAUCUGUGCUAUUUGUGCACUUUCAGAUUAUGGAAAUGUCCCCACUGAAAAUAGAGUUUUGUAAGUAACCAUUUCUUUGAAGUUGUUUUACCGUUUGCACUGUAUAAUAAGAGUCCUUCCAGACAUCCUCAUGAUGUGCUAUGGUCUGUUCAGACUGCUGUAACAGUCUCUGUAACAUACCAGGGAAAGAGUAUAAGGACAAAAACAAAACCAUUUGGACAUGUGGCUGGGGUUAAAAAAAAUGCAAAGAAUCAUAAUUACUAUCUACUAACUUUUUUAAUUUUACAAAACACAAGCAAUAUUAUAAAUCUUAAUUAUUCAGAUGGUAACAUUUUGUUAGUAUGAAUCGUGUUACUUAGUUUAGUUUUGAGUAGAAUAGGAAAUUUUUUAUAAGGUACAGAUAUACAGGCCAGUCACAAGAACUCAAUGCACUGAGAAACUAUUCACCAAGACAAAUUAGACUUGUUGACCAGUCACACUGAAAUUAACAAAAUAAAAUGUUCACAUGUGAUUCACCAGAAUGUACUGCAGGUAAUCGUAAUUGGCAUAUGGAGAGUAAAGCCCUUUCAGACUGCGGUCAUUCAAAUCCAGAACAUAACAUGUGAUAUGAAAAGUAUUUUAUGUGUAAUUUAUUUAGAAUGACUACAGUAGCCCAUGAAAUGUGAUUCUAAUGUAAUCUUGAAGCAGAUUCUGUCAACAGAAAUAACUUGCUUUUAAGUGUAAAUGAUAGCUAUUUGUGGUUGGCUGGCUGUAACAUUUAUUUAAUUUUUAGAUGUUAAUUUAUUAAAAUAAUUUCUAUCAUUAGAUCAAUGCAGUACAUAUUUUCGAUAAAAUAGCCUACUCUAACUUGGUGGACCAAGUUAUUUUCUUCAUAUGUUAUUUUUUGGUGGAGUCAACCACCAAAGGUAAAGAAAGAAAUUUUUCUCUUCUUGCCUUUGGUUUGCAGGUCAGGCAGGGUAAUGCAGCUGGAGUUGCCCAACCUUGUUGCUGCUUUGUUGUUACUGAAUUGAUUUCAGCCUCUGACCUUUCUUCCUUUAUUUAGACCCAUGUAAGUCUCACUGUUGUGGCCUGCUCAGGGAUAUAAAAAAAAAAAAAAAAUCAAAGCAGAGGUAUACAGUCUGUCCCUGAAAAUACAUAAAAAUGGCAGCAGAACUGUAAGUGCUCGAGCUGUUGUGUACUACAUGCUUGUUGCACUUUAUCAAGCCAAGGUUUAGAUAAUCAAGAGAACGUCUAGUUAACUUCCCUGCACCAGUAAGCCAGUUUAUACACCACUGCUGUAGAGGUUUUAAUGAGUUUAUUAUAAUGUAAAUGUUGUGUAUUUGAAAUUACAAAAUGUUUAAGCCCUUAGAUUGUAUUUGUAUUUUUGUAUAGAACUAUGUGGGGUAAUCACACUUUGGGUUUGACGUGGAGGACAUGACACUGCACUGCCCAUUUCCUUUGCAACCCACCCGUCACCACUUCACAAUGCAGUAGAUUUUGGAAUGUAUUUUUUUUUCUUUCUUCUGGGGCAGGGGAACCUGGGUUAGUACAGGAAAUACACAAACAUGUGCACUGUGGCAUGGAAUGGCUACUGUAUUUCUAUUACCCACAUUCAGGAAACUGCCUUACAGUUUUGAUACGGAGUAGCUUUUGGGCUGCUAAAUCAUCUUUUUAAAAAAAAAUAAAAAAAUUUAAGGACUUGCUUUGCCACAAAUUGACAAAAUACUUCUCAUUACAUGACAUUAAGAAUGAGAAAUUUGGCUAGAUGUCACUUAAAUUUGAUUUAUAAGGAGAUUUUUUCAGCUACUUAUUAGUCACAGUCAAACACAGACCGUUUGACUUUUCAUUACGUUUUUUGAAGAGCCUAGAGCUAUUGAUGCAAAUUCAGAUCUUUGCAUGUUGAUGUGACCGUUUAUCCUAUAACAGACUUUAGGGUUCACAUUAUAUUUGGAAGAAUGAAAACAUUUGAUUGUACAGUUUUAAAUGGUGUGUGUAUUGAAAAGGCUGCUCUUACUAAUCAAAUGGGGUCCAAUAACACAGGAACUGUUGAAAUCAUCAAGGAUUUUGUGUUGUACUCAUAAAUACUUUUGUUUCCCUUACUGUUUUGUAAACUUAGUCGAGGCAGAAUGAGUACUAAUUUUGGCCAAACCAUUGUAGAAUUAUCUAUGCAAAAAAAAAAUAAAUGUUCGUGUAUUUUAUGAACCCAGAUCCCUCAACCGAGCUUCAGCUACCUUUGUAAAUACUGAGUGAAAGAACACCUUGCUUCAGUAUUUAGUUGUUAUGCAAGUUACCACUAGCGCAAAUCAACUCUGUCAAAUUGCAAUUAAUAUGUAAAUAUACUACACGAGCCUUGCUACUGGGAGCUGUAAUAUCUGGUCUCUAAUGGAGGCCUACGGUAGUCAACAGCUAUAUUUAGUUUUUUUUUUUUUGUUAUUUAAAUAUGAUUGACUUGUGUAUGGGCAUUGUAAUCUUUUAAUAGUUGUCCUUCCACUGAAAGUUUGGUGUGCCCCAACAUUAAUGCACAUUAUCCAAAGGGGGAAAAAUGUCCACUUUUAUGUAGUAAUGCAAUUCUGUUGUAAGAAUUGUAAUUGUCCAGUUUUGUUUUUUUCUCCCUUUUAAUUUUGGUUAAAGUUUGAACUUUUUUUUCCUCCAUGCUGGAAUUAACUGAGUCAACAAAUCACUAAACUAUGAUAUAAUUGUGAAAUCAGUUAUUUCACAUUAUGAACAGGUCAGUUACAAUAAAAGGCCAAGUUCAUCUUUCAUUUCUCUGUCAUUUAAUUCAUGCUUCCCAAAUCUCAAUUUGUUCAGAUUGUGAACUUUAUACACAAUGUGUUCAAGGAUAAAGCAGAACAUUGUAGCAUGCAGUGGGUUGUAAAAUAAAUAAAUAAAUAAAAAAAAAACCAUCAGAACAACAUUGCAAUGGUGGCGAGAUGGGGAGACAAAAAUGCUUCCAACAGACUGCUUUUGAUACCCAAAGUGUGAGGACAAAUUAUAUAGGAUCUGUAUUUUUAAGGAAUGUAUAAUGUGAAAAUGCUCUCAUAUGCUUGUUUUGUAUAAAGUAUUAU